This is a messenger RNA of Closterium sp. Yama58-4, 1545 nucleotides long. The record is from the annotation of a GenBank genome assembly. Lineage: Eukaryota; Viridiplantae; Streptophyta; Zygnematophyceae; Desmidiales; Closteriaceae.
AUGACGACUGUCGCCGACUUCCACUCCACUCGCUACACCAGCUGGUGCCCGGAGCGCAAAGACAUCGAGCAAUGGGCGAGCGCCGUCGCGGAAGGCGGAGCCCCGCGCGACUGCCGCUUCCAGCCGCUGACUCUGCUGCCAGAGGAUCACGAGAACGGAGAGGCUUGUAACGAGUACGACUACGCGGCGUGCGCGGAGGAGGAUCUCGACGCGUACCUCGAAUCUCUUCCCAAGUCGAAUCGCUGGACAGAGCUGGAGGCGUCCUGCGCGUGGCUGGACCAGGCCAACAUCCGCAUCGAGGAGCUCGACCUCACGCACGGCCUGCCAGAGCACCUCGUCCUCAACCAGCCACGUGUCCAGCACGCGCCUGACACGCAUCACCCACGCGCUACUGCUGGCGCUUCUGCUACAGCCUCGUUCCCUCUGCCUCCUGCCGUCCCUUCUCCUGCUGCUGCUGCUGCUGCUGCUGCCGGCGCAGCUACUACAAGCGGAGCAGCUACAGAAGGGGAUUUUCACCACAAGCUCUCGUCGCACUCCUCCUUCUCUGGCGUUUCCGCGAGCACGCCGCGGCACAAGCACCACCCCUCGCUCCGAUCCCUCUCAUCCUCUCUCCUAAACCACCUCGGUUUUACCCAACGCCCCCAUUCUUCCCCCCGCUCCUCCCCCUCCCCCUCUGUCUCCGCGUCCACUUCUUCCUCCCCGAUGAAGUCUCGCCAGACGCCCAGACGGCCGAGCAAGGAGUUCGUACCCAGGCCGAACCCGCAGCAGCAGAUGCACCACUCCCAGCACCCAUCUGCACCACUCCCCAUCCCUCACCACCACGCCUCUUCCUCACCCGGUGUGCCCCAGGGCCCGUUUCACCAGUCCUCCUCAUACUCCUCCUCUCCUGGGGUCCCCUCGGAUCCGAGCCAUCACUCUUCCUCCUCUCCUGGCAUGGCCCUAAGCCAACUGCAUCAAUCCUCCUCCUCUCCUAAACUGCCCCUGGCGCCCAUUCACCAUGCGUCCUCCACCCCCGGUUUUGAUUUCCCCCAGGCCCCAUUUCACCACUCCUCCUCGUCUCCCGGAUUGCUGGUUCAUCCCAGCGGCGUUCCCUUAACGAAUUUUACUGAACCGGAACACGGCGGGGUGCAGUACCAGCCGGGCGUUCUCUACACUCACAUUAAUGGUGCUGAUAUGGGGGGCAGCAGCGGCAUCUACAGUGCGAAAUUCGUUGAUGCUGAGGAAGGAAUUACGGGUGUAGAGAUCAUAGGAGCAGGUAACAUUAUGAAUGGCGGUAACAAUACGGGAGGUGGUAACAUCAUGACAGCUAGUAACGGCGGUUACAGCUCUCGCAAUCCCAACUUUGGAGGCAGCGCCAGGUUCAUUGCUCCUAAAAUGGCCAUGCACGAGCAGCAGCAGCAGCAUCCUCGUCAGCAUUUGCCUCGUCAGCACCAGGCGUUCGCCACGCCAGGUCGUGACAUCGGCACCCGGUCCAAAGGCCGUGGAAGGAGGAUCAAGGUUUGGAUGGGAAAUGCCCCUCGUGCAAAUGUGGGUGUGAAUGCGUAA